CUGAGAAUGCCGACGCGUCACAGGGAAUUGGAGUUAUCCUGUGCCAGCGGAAUACGACCGACCAUCUCUGCGUCCGGGACAGAGGGACCGUCGCGUCGAUUUCAGUUGAUGGUGAUGGUAUACCGGAUUGUUGAUGGCGAACCAAAGGAUCAAUGACAUUAAAUCUACAUCUACAACUAUGAAUCGAAGAACAGUGUGACGCCAAUGAGGGAAAAGAGGUCGAGCACGCCCCGCCCGACCCGCGGCUGCCGGUGCUCGGCAACUUCGUCCAGAAGACCCUCAAGCUCAAGGCGGAGAAAUGGACGCGCCUGCUCGCCACGGAGGAGAUGCGCAAGUGCGUCCUCGACUUCCUGGACAAGGCGGAGAACAUGCUGCUCAUCGUCAUGCAGAACAACGCGGCGCAGCUGCUGCCCUCGCUGGGCUUCCCCGUCAGCCUCAAGAGCAAGGCGGCCUUCUUCGUCAAGAAGCGGCGCGCCGUCGUGCCCAAGGAGCGGGAGGCCAUGCACGAGCUGCUCAUCAUCGGGGACAUGGCCACCCGCGCCAUCGAGCAGCUGGCCGCCCUGGUGGACGAGGUCGUGGUGCCGCUGCUGUCCAACCCGGGUAACCAGGCCGGGUGGCCGGCGGCCGUGGCGCAGGACGUGUGCCGGCACGUGCACAGCCUGCGCAGCACCGUCUGCCAGGUGCGCGGCCAGGUGGCGGGCCGCACCGUGCUGCCGCUGCCCGCGGGCGUGGAGCGCGUCCACCAGGCCGAGCGCGAGCUCAUGAGCAGCGGCGGCGAGGUGGUCGACCUGUACCUCAAGUCGGCCAUCGAGGGCGUCGUCAUCAAGUGGGCCACGCAGAUCAACGACGUGCUGCUCGAGGACUCGGCGGACGCCUUCAAGGGCGGCCACAACCCGACGCCCUCCGCCGAGGUGCACUUCUGGAACUCGCGCCUCCGCAACCUGGAGCACAUCUACGAGCAGCUGCGCGACGAGCGCGUGCGCAAGAUGGCCGUCAUCCUGGAGCGCACGGACAGCGCGUACUGGCCGUGCUUCAAGUCGCUCUUCAGGAACAUCGUGGCGGCGCUGGCCGAGGCGCGCGACAUGGCGCUCUACCUCAAGCCCCUCAUGAAGCACUGCCAGCUGCUGGAGGACACGGACUUCGCGGACGCCACGCCGCUGCUGCGGCCGCUGCUCCACACCGUGUGCCUCGUAUGGGCGCACUCGCGCUACUACUGCAACUCGAACCGUCUGGUCGUGCUGCUGCGCCAGAUCUGCAACCUGCUCAUCCAGCAGGCCAAGCGCUACCUGGACCCGUCCAGCAUCUUCCAGAGCGACGUGGACGAGGCCAAGCAGCGGGUGCAGCUGUCCAUCGCCACGCUCAAGGUGUUCCGCCAGUACUUCGACGAGUACCGCGAGAACAUCGCGAGCUUCUUCAAGGACCGCGAGCCCGUGCUGUGGACGUUCCACCCCAACAUCGUGUUCGGCCGGCUGCAGCUGUUCGUCGAGCGGCUGCACACCAUCCAGUGGUUCUUCGACACGGUGCUCGAGUUCCUCAAGCUGGAGAAGCUGGAGCUGGGCGGUCUCAAGGGGCGCGUGCUCAGCACCAAGAUCACGGCCGUCUCCCAGGAGUUCAACGAGCACUUCACCAUGUUCGCCAGCAAGAGCUACGACGUGCUCGACCCCGAGGACACCACCUUCCUCCAGGACUACAACGUCUUCCAGAACCGCAUCUGGGACCUGGACCGGAGGCUUGCCGCCAUCCUGUGCCAGGGCUUUGACGAAUGCUACAACCUGGAGGCCGUCUUCAAGCUCAUCUACAUCGCGGGCUCCGUCCUGGACCGGCCGCUCAUCAAGGAGGAGUUCACCGCCAAGUACAAGGACAUCAUCGUGAUGCUGCGCCGCGAGGUCGACGACAUCCAGCGGAUAUACGAGGAGCAGAUGGAGGAGCACGCCCGCGGCUACAUGCCCGUCGACACGCACAUGCCGCCCGUGGCCGGGGCGCUCCGGUGGUGCAACAUGGUGCGCCAGAGGCUCGUCGCCCCCAUGCAGAGCUUCAAGGCGCUCGACCACCCAGUGGCGAAGAGCCAGGAGGCGAUGGACAUCAUCGAGCACAGCGAGCGCAUCCUGGAGGGCAUGGAGAAGCUGGAGAAGGCCAUGGUGGGCGCCUGGGCGGCAGAGGUGCCGGCGCAGUGCGAGCGGAACCUGGCGCGGUCGCUGCUCUGCAAGAACGAGAAGACGCACGAGCUUACGCUCAACUUCCACCAUCAGCUCGCGGCCAUCCUGCGCGAGACGCACUACCUGCAGCAGAUGGGCCGGGAGGAGAUACCGGAAGCGGCGAGCCAGCUGUACGAGAAGGGCGAGACCUUCCGGAAGUACACCAACAGCCUCAGCGUGACGAUUGAGUGGUACAACAAGGUCCGCCGUUGCACGCUGCCGGUGGAGUUCGAGCUGGUGCGCGAGCUGGUGGAGGAGGUGGACUCACAGGUCAGCCGCGGCCUGCACAACGGCGAGCUGACGUGGAGCUCGAGCGAGCUGUGGGCCUACAUCGAGCGGCUGCACGCGCUCGUGCACUCGCUGCAGAGCCGCGUGGCCACCUCGCAGGCCAACGUGAACCUGCUCCGGGGCGCGCUCUGCCCCGCGGCCCGCCCCGUGUUCCAGCGGCCGGCCAAGGACGCCCUGCUCAGCCUCGAGGAGCGGCAGGAGCGCAAGACGCGCCGCUACGCCGAGAUGAAGGCCGCCGGUGAGGAGAUCGCGCGCCUCGUGGCCGACAACAUGGCCCUCCUGGGCAUGGAGGACGAGCAGGGCUCCGCGCGCUGGCAGAGCUACAUCGAGUUCCUCGACGGCCUGGUGGGCCAGGCCGUGCUCAAGGCCGUGGGCUGCUCCCUCGCCUACCUGGCCGAGAACAUGGACGCGCAGGAGAAGCUGUCGCCGCUGUUCGAGGCGCACCUGCACCUCCGCGAGCCGGACAUCGUGUUCGUGCCCGCCCUGGACCACAGCCCGGACGGCUUCGCCAGCCUCGUCAAGGGGCUGAUCGCCGACAUCCUGGCCAUGGCCGCGAUCGUCCCGCGCGUCGGCGACAAGAACAUCACCUACGAGGCGGAGAUAAUCGCCAACGAGGACAUCAAGGACAUGAUCAAGGACACGAUGGACGGCGUGGAGGCCGUGAUUCGGGAGGCCAACGAGUUUGUGGUGGGCCUGCGGGGCUACUCGUACCUGUGGCUGGACGAGCGGCGGACGUACCUGGAGAACUUCCUCACCUACAGCCGGCAGCUGACGAACGAGGAGCUGGAGUACAUCGCCAUCCAGGACCCGCUCGCCCCUCAGCCCUCACCGCCUAGGAUGGACCACUUCAGGGAGCAGAUCGACAACUUCGAGUCGCUGCUCACGGAGGUGGAGGGGCUGGUCUCCGUCAAGACGUUCAGCUCGUGGUUCCAAGUCGACCUGGCGCCGUUCAAGCAGGCGCUCGUCAACACGGUGUGCAAGUGGGGGGACAUGUUCAAGCAGCACCUCAUCAACAACGUGACGCUGAGCCUGGCCGACCUGGGCAACUUCAUCCAGAAGGCGGACGAGGGCCUGCUGCAGCCCGUCGAGGAGGGCGACUACGACCGCCUCGUGUCCGUCAUGGGCUUCCUGAUGCACGUCAAGACGCGCGCCGAGUCCACGGACGACAUGUUCGAGCCGCUGCGGGACACCAUCGCGCUGCUGCAGGGCUACGACCAGGAGCUGCCCGAGGAGGUGAACGUGCUGCUCAAGGAGCUGCCCGAGCAGUGGGAGAACACCAAGAAGAUCGCGCAGACCGUGAAGCAGCUGGUGGCGCCGCUGCAGGCCAACGAGGUGGCCGCCAUCCGGCGCCGGAUCAUGGCGUUCGACUCGCAGCAGACGCAGUACCGCGACCAGUUCCGGCGCGCGCCCUACUUCCGGUACGAGUGCGACGACCCCUACGGCCAGCUGGACGCCGCCAACGAGCGCAUGGCCGAGUACGAGGCGGAGAUGCGCCGCAUCCAGGACUCCGGGUCGCUGUUCGAGGUGUCCAUCCCGGAGUUCAAGCUGCUGCGCCAGUGCCGCAAGGAGCUGCGCAUGCUCAAGCAGCUGUGGGACUACGUGUGCAUCGUGCGCACCAGCGUCGAGGACUGGAAGACCACGCCGUGGAGGAAGAUCGACGUCGAGAACAUGGACAUCGAGUGCAAGAAGUUCGCCAAGGAGAUCCGAGCCCUGGACAAGGAAAUGCGGUCCUGGGACACGUACACGUCGCUGGAGGCGACCGUCAAGAACAUGCUCACGUCCCUCAGGGCCGUGGGGGAGCUGCAGAACCCCGCCAUCAGAGAACGCCACUGGCAGCAGCUCAUGAGGUCGACAAAGAGUUUACAGUCACUCCCGCCAAAGUACAGCGUCCGCUUCGUCAUGGACGAGGGAACCACCCUGGCCGACCUGCUCGAGCUCAACCUGCACGAGUGCGAGGACGAGGUCAAGAACAUCGUGGACAAGGCCGUCAAGGAGAUGUCCAUGGAGAAGAUCCUGCGCGACCUGCACACCACCUGGGGCGCCAUGGAGCUGGAGCAGGAGGUGCACCAGCGCACGGGCACCACGCUGCUCAGGGCCUCCGAGGAGCUCGUCGAGACCCUGGAGGACAACCAGGUGCAGCUGCAGAACCUCAUCACGUCCAAGUUCGUGGCGCACUUCCUGAACGAGGUGUCCGAGUGGCAGCAGCGCCUGAGCGUCGCGGACCAGGUCAUCACGGUGUGGUUCGAGGUGCAGCGCACGUGGAUGCACCUGGAGAGCAUCUUCAUGAGCUCCGAGGACAUCCGGCGCCAGCUGCCGCAGGACUCGGAGCGUUUCGACCGGAUCGAUACCGAGUUCAAGGUGCUGGUGACGGAGUUGGCGCGCACGCCCAACGUGGUGGAGGCCACGAACAAGCCCGGGCUGCCCGGCCGCCUCGACUGGCUGCAGAAGGAGCUGACGCUGUGCGAGAAGGCGCUCGCCGAGUACCUCGAGACCAAGCGCCUCGCCUUCCCGCGCUUCUACUUCGUGUCGUCCGCCGACCUGCUCGACGUCCUGAGCAACGGCAACCAGCCCGCCCUCGUGGCCAGGCACCUCACCAAGCUAUUCGACUCGCUGGCCAAGCUCAACUUUGUGUUCAACGAGAAGGAGGAGCCCGUGGGCGCCGUCGGCAUCUACGCCAAGGACGGCGAGUACGUGCCGCUGGAGAAGCCCUGCGACUGCACCGGCCCCGUGGAGGUGUGGCUGAACCGCGUGCAGGCCUCCAUGCGCAACACGAUCCGGACCUGCUUCGCGGAGGGCGUGGUCGCCUACGAGGAGAAGGCGCGCGAGGCCUGGCUCUUCGACUACCCGGCGCAGGUUAGCCUGUGCGGCACGCAGAUCUGGUGGUGCACCGAGGUCAACAUGGCCUUCGGCAGGCUCGAGGAGGGCUACGAGAACGCCCUCAAGGACUACCAGAAGAAGCAGGUGUCGCAGCUGAGCACGCUCAUCUCACUGCUGUUGGGCGAGCUGAGCAAGCAGGACCGCCAGAAGAUCAUGACCAUCUGCACCAUCGACGUGCACUCCCGGGACGUGGUGGCCAAGCUGAUCCAGGCCAAGGUGGAGACGGCGGCCGCCUUCCAGUGGCAGAGCCAGCUUCGUCACAGGUGGGACGAGAAGGAGAGGGACUGCUUCGCCAACAUCUGCGACGCGCAGUUCGGCUACUCGCACGAGUACUUGGGCAACACGCCGCGCCUCGUCAUCACCCCGCUCACCGACCGCUGCUACAUCACGCUCACGCAGUCGCUGCAUCUGGUCAUGGGGGCCGGCCCCGCGGGCCCGGCCGGCACGGGCAAGACGGAGACCACCAAGGACCUGGGCCGCGCGCUCGGCAUCAUGGUGUACGUGUUCAACUGCUCCGAGCAGAUGGACUACAAGUCGUGCGGCAACAUCUACAAGGGCCUGGCGCAGACCGGCGCCUGGGGCUGCUUCGACGAGUUCAACCGCAUCUCGGUGGAGGUGCUCUCCGUGGUCGCCGUGCAGGUCAAGUCCGUUCAGGACGCUAUCAGGGACAAGAAGGACGUGUUCAACUUCAUGGGCGAGACGAUCGCGAUGGUGCCGACGGUGGGCAUCUUCAUCACGAUGAACCCCGGGUACGCGGGCCGCACGGAGCUGCCCGAGAACCUUAAGGCCCUCUUCAGGCCGUGCGCCAUGGUGGUGCCCGACUUCGAGCUCAUCUGCGAGAUCAUGUUGGUGGCCGAGGGCUUCCAGGAGGCGCGCAUCCUGGCCAGGAAGUUCAUCACGCUGUACACGCUGUGCAAGGAGCUGCUGUCCAAGCAGGACCACUACGACUGGGGCCUGCGCGCCAUCAAGUCCGUCCUGGUGGUGGCUGGCUCGCUCAAGCGGGGCGACCCCGGGCGGCCCGAGGAGGAGGUGCUGAUGCGCGCGCUGCGCGACUUCAACAUCCCCAAGAUCGUGACGGACGACGUCCCCGUCUUCAUGGGGCUCAUCGGCGACCUGUUCCCGGCGCUGGACGUGCCGCGCAAGCGGGACAUGGACUUCGAGCGCACCGUCAAGCAGGCCGCCCUGGACCUGCUGCUGCAGCCGGAGGACAACUUCAUCCUCAAGGUCUGA
Molecule: messenger RNA, 6590 nt
Organism: Frankliniella occidentalis (western flower thrips)
Lineage: Eukaryota; Metazoa; Arthropoda; Insecta; Thysanoptera; Thripidae
Product: dynein beta chain, ciliary-like
Exons: 26
Coding region: 327-6590 (2087 amino acids)
Molecular function (GO): ATP binding
Source: RefSeq, a predicted model, not a curated record